CUUCAUCCAGCACAAGUCCCUGAGGACAACAGAGCUCACCAGCAUCUAAGAGAAGAGCCCAUAAGAAACCACCUUGCCAUAAACAUGACUUCCAAGCUGGCCGUCGCUCUCCUGGCAGCUUUCGUGCUUUCUGCAGCUCUGUGCGAAGCUUCAGUUCUGCCGAUAAUAGAAACAGAACUUCGAUGCCAGUGCAUUGGUUUGCACUCUACACCUUUCCACCCCAAGCUUAUCAGGGAACUGAGAGUGAUUGAGAGUGGACCACACUGUGCAAAUUCAGAAAUCAUUGUAAAGUUAAAGAAUGAAACGUUGCUCUGCCUGGACCCCGAGGAACACUGGGUGCAGAAGGUUGUGCAGAUAUUUUUAGAGGAGUAA
Myotis brandtii (Brandt's bat) is the source of this 372-nucleotide messenger RNA. It is a transcript of the gene CXCL8, whose product is annotated as chemokine (C-X-C motif) ligand 8. Gene Ontology annotation, molecular function: chemokine activity; CXCR chemokine receptor binding. Bases 85 to 372 code for a protein of 95 amino acids. Gene Ontology annotation, biological process: inflammatory response; cellular response to lipopolysaccharide; neutrophil chemotaxis. Lineage: Eukaryota; Metazoa; Chordata; Mammalia; Chiroptera; Vespertilionidae. The record is from RefSeq and is a predicted model, not a curated record. Gene Ontology annotation, cellular component: extracellular region. The transcript has 3 exons.